GUCAUAUCAAUUUCUCAUGUUAAUAAGAGAAAAAUUUCAUAUUAACAUUGAAAAUGGUCAAAACAAUAGGUUUCACGUCAAAUUGAUAUGAAAACUGUUAAAUCAACAUUGGCAGUUAUUAAAUUGUCAUAUCAAUUUCACAUGUUAAUGAGAGAAAAAUGUCAUAUUAACAUUGAAAAUGGUCAAAACAAUAGGUUUCACGUCAAAUUGAUAUGAAAACUGUUAAAUCCACAUUUUUAUAUUAUUCUCAUAUUAAAAUGACAACAGCAGUUGACACUCAUGUUCGCGCAUGCAAAGAAUAAAAAACGCUAGAUCUAUUGAAAAUCGCAUUGAAAUUGUUUUAUAGUCGUUUAAAGUGCAAACUGUGAGAAUAUUUAAUAAGAAACAACUCAGAAAGUUAAUAGAGAUUGUGAAAAUGAGUGAUAAUUCUUUAUUAUUUGGCGAAAAUGUUUCGCUGACUAUGAAUGACGCAGGGCAGCAUAUCGUUCUGGAAGCAACGCCUGUAGAAAUUGGUGGAAAUGGAGAAAUCAUAACGCAAUCUGCUCAGUAUGAAAUAUUAAGUGGAAAUUUAGAACAGAUUGUCGAAACUCAAUCAGGAGGAGAUCAGCGAUUAAAAGACUUAUUAAAAGAGAUGAAUAUAGAAGCCGCUUACGACAAGUUUUAUGCUUCUGGAAUCACAUUUGACCGGCUGAAGUACAUAAACUGUGACGACUUGGCGUUGGUAUUUCCAGGGAACGAAAAUAUCGGUUAUAGAGCAGAACUAAGGGAAAAAAUAAGGCUUUGGAAGCACAAUAACUUUCCAGAAGAAUCUGUUUCGACUCUAAGUAUGAACUCAAAUAUCAAAAAUUGGAUUGAAAAUCAACCUCUUGACUCGCCAGCUACCAAUUCCACUUCGUCUGAAGUCACGAGUGUAAUUGACAUGGUGAAAAACUCGAAAAGUGGCCAAUCUCUAUUAAGCUUAUAUCAAACGAAGCAAAAGUUAGAUGCAGGUGAUAGAAAAAGAUUGCUUAACAUUAUUGUGGUAAACUUCUUCGAUUUAAACUCGAAAAAGUACAAAAUACCGCGUCCACAUGAAAUGAAUAAAUUGGCUGAAGAAAUUGUAGCAAUUUUUCCUACUGAAAAUAAGGAAAUCUAUUACAUAUCUCGCAAGGACGCACGGAGAACCAAUGCAUCUGGUAUUUUAUACAAUCGCUUCAAUAACUUGAAUCGCAAGCGCAUAAGACUUGAUAGCAACACGUCAGAGGAACAGAAUGCAUCUGAGAGGGAAACACUAUGCUCCACUAAUUACAUUUCAUUUAAGAAUAAAAUGUAUUUUAUGAGUGGUGACGAAAGCGAUGCAAUUAACUUAUGGAGCGAGACAUAUAAAUACCGGGUUAAUCAUAUCCGUGAUUUAAAAGACCUAACGUCAAUCCUGGAAGAGUGGCCAUUCUACAAACAAGCUACAGGACCAAAAUUUCUCGAUUUUGACUUCCAAAAAAUGUACCCAGACGAAAAUUUCCACCUAAUUAAUAAUUGGACAGAUAUGCGGAACCAACUUGGCCAACUUUAUAAAGAUUUGUUGAGGGAUAAACAAUAUGUAGAUCUUUUUGGGUCAGUAAGCAACGAAUGUGUAAACGACAGCUCACAGCGAGCAACAACAUGCACCAAUCCAAUUGUAUUCAAUCCGAGUGCCGCCACGCAAAUUGCUUGGCAAAAUGUCUCAAUUGCCACAGCCAAGGCAGCCGAGGUACAGCAGCAGCCGCCAAAGCCUCAACAGUAA
Rhagoletis zephyria (snowberry fruit fly) is the source of this 1759-nucleotide messenger RNA. RefSeq lists its product as uncharacterized. Lineage: Eukaryota; Metazoa; Arthropoda; Insecta; Diptera; Tephritidae. The record is from RefSeq and is a predicted model, not a curated record.